CUAUUUGUAUAUUUCCCACAAGUAAUAACUUUCAUACAUCACAACCUCAUCUCCUCCCAUCAUCACCACCUUCUCUACCGAUGGCAACCACCACCAUUGACAACACCGGCGUCCACCCAACCAUUAAACAAAGCCUAGAUGUCGAAAACCAACGUACCCAAAUAUCCACUGAAGUAACAUUUGAUUAUGCCAAAAGAGCUCAAUGGUUGAGAGCCGCUCUUUUAGGUGCUAAUGAUGGCCUACUCUCCACCGCAACCAUAAUGAUGGGCGUAGGUGCGGUAAGUAAAGAUAUUAAGACCAUGAUUCUCUCUGGGAUCGCCACGAUGGUCGGUGGUGCUUGUAGCAUGGCCAUAGGGGAGUUUGUCUCGGUUUACUCCCAAUAUGACAUUGAAAUGUCACAAUUUAAAAGAGAAAUAAAGAAUGGUUGGAUCAAUCACGACGAACUUGAAAACAAGAAAAAUGGGCUACCUAGCCCAACAAAGGCCGCCCUAGCGUCAGCAUCUGCAUUUGCAUUGGGGGCGGCCGUGCCACUACUUGCAGCCUCAUUUAUAAGUAACUAUCACGUGAGGCUGGCUGUGGUAGUGGUGGUGGUAAGCAUGGCGCUAGUAGGGUUCGGUGUGCUGAGUGCGGUGCUAGGGAGGGCUCCCAUGGUUAAGCCAACGCUUAGAAUAUUGAUUGGAGGGUGGGUGGCUAUGGGUGUCACCUUUGGAUUAACCAAAGCAGUAGGUUCUAGUGGUUUGGUUAAUAUUUAAUUUAAUCUUAAUCAUAAAUAAUUAGUGAUAUAUAUGGUUAGGGAGGGCUCCCAUGGUUAAGCCAACGGUUAGAAUAUUGAUUGGAGGGUGGGUGGCUAUGGGUGUAUUAACCAAAGCAGUAGGUUCUAUUGGCCUGGUUAAUAUUUAAUUUAAUCUUAAUCAUAAAUAACUAGUGAUAUAUAUG
Erigeron canadensis is the source of this 936-nucleotide messenger RNA. RefSeq names its product vacuolar iron transporter homolog 4-like. The transcript has a single exon. Gene Ontology annotation, molecular function: manganese ion transmembrane transporter activity; iron ion transmembrane transporter activity. Gene Ontology annotation, cellular component: membrane. The record is from RefSeq and is a predicted model, not a curated record. Lineage: Eukaryota; Viridiplantae; Streptophyta; Magnoliopsida; Asterales; Asteraceae. The coding region runs from base 81 to 752 and encodes 223 amino acids. Gene Ontology annotation, biological process: intracellular manganese ion homeostasis.